AUGGAAUUCAUGGUGGAGAAGAAGAAGAAGAAGAAGAAGAAGACAGAAUAUAAGUAUAGGUCAGUUUUAUCUAGGAGAAAUGAAACUAGAGAUAUCCUUGUGGUCGUUUGGUUUCUCUCGUUGAAAGUCGUUGCUUAGUUCCAUAAUUGCAGUUUGUCAUGCGGUGCGAGAGGGGAUAAUUCCCGAAGGACGUCCUAAGACUUGGUCUGUGAUCCCGAUAGUGACUUCUUCUGAAUCUAAUGUGUUAUUAAAGAAAGGGACUAAUUGGAGAAGAGUACAUCUCGUGAUGGGAGGCCAAAGAGCGCAACUUGAACGUGAACUCUAAUUUUGAGAGGGGAAGUCUCAAGUAGUUGAUGAUAUCAUUGAAAAGUGACGGAACAAGCGAACAAUAUCGUUUUGUGAUGUUCAAAGAACGAAAGUUCGCGUUCAUUCCUUCAACUACAUCGUUAGCGUAUUGUUAUUCUGAAUCGUACUUUUCAUCGAACCCAAAACACAAAAAAUCGCUGUGACCUGUAAUUAUUUCCUUGAACCAAACACGCCUCAAUUUUCCGUCUUUCUUUAUAGUUUCAACUUCUCGGGUUUUCUUGGCAAGACCAAGGUUAAGAGGAUGGCGCCCGUCUGAUCGGACGGAAAUGCCGACUGAUCUCAGAACAACUCGCGAGCAAAAGUUCAAAUUUCGAGUAAUUUGUGGCAUUGAUGACGGAAUAUGUCGAAUUGAACAGCGAAAGGAAGUAGAAGUAAAAGUAGAAGACCGACCUUCGAUUCUUCAAAUUUCGGUCCACUUCAAACUGCGAGAAUACACAUUUCCAUUUCGCAUAUUCAUCCUGUUUCGUUUCAAUUUCCCUUCCUCCUCGUCCUUCUUCUUCUUCUUCUUCUUCUCGUUGCCAAACUUUUCUUUAUCUCUUAUAUUACUACUGUCGCAUUCUCGGUCGAUUCCCCCGUCUUCGUCAAUUUCGACCAUUCGCUGAGUGAAAGUAAACGACGGAAAGCAUUGAAAUUAACCAAAAGUCGGUCGUCUGUCGGGGGCCAUUUUACAGCAGUAAUUGCGGUGACAACGUACAGUAAGAAGCUGUCAUCGGCUGGAAUUCAUGACAACAAGUUAUUUUGGUCCCUGACUUUUUAGGAAUCUUUGCAAACCCAAACAACUUCUCUUUGUUGCCACAAAUGUGUAAUUCAUUCUGCAAACACAGAUAAAUCAAAGUUUUUCUCGGACGGAACCACAAAUCAGACUUAUUUGGAUGGCAAUCGUAACACCUAGACGACCUUGUCAGUUGCCAUCCUCUCUGAGAGAGCUGUAGUCUCUACAAGACGAGAUGAUCGGGAAGUGACCCUCUCGUCGAAGGGACAAUGGGCUUCACAAUCACAGACGUCGUGCUGUACAAUCAGUGGUAACACGACCGAGGAACAGUGUAAUGCCCAUUGUCCGUGCCUGUCGAAACAAACUUGCCUCAAAUAUUCUGUUUUGCGGUCCGAAAGUAGGCGGUCUAGCAGGUUUCAUUGGGCGAGAGUAUAAAAUGAGCGAACGAACGCUUCCCUUACUCAUGAUCGUCCCACUUUUUGUACGAUUUCCGAUCUCGACUGUUUUUGGCAACAAAUACACAUUCAAUUUGUAUCUAAUCUAAUCAGCACUAUGUAUUGGUGAUUUUUCGAAUUCGACAUACCGAAAGAAUACAUAGAUGACGUCGGCACAUCGUCGGCCGAAUAGCCAUUUCCCUUUGCGGUUAGAACUCAAUCAUCAAGUGCUGCGUCUCUCGUUCCCGAGUGCUCUUCCGAUUGGGACUGUUUGUGGCGCGAGAAGUGUCCAACCCGUGAUGAUAAAGAGUAGACUGAGGGCCUAUCUGUCCCCUAACAGGUUUGCCAUUCGAGAAGGAAGGUCGGCAGGGGGCGGAUCUCCACUGCCUUUCCUUCUAUAUUCCAUUCCGUCGGGCGACUGACCUCAACCACGCUUCUUCUUCUCCUCGUUCUUCUCUUUCUGCUUUUUCUACUUUCACUCCCUUCUUAUUGUUUUUCGCCUCAAUCGGUGUCCUAUUGUCCGUCUUGUCUCACUUGAAUGAUUUCAGAGCGAAAAUGGUGCAGAUUUGGCAAAUGGAGCCGUACCCGUGCGGUGAUCCGAGACUUCCACACCACGUUUUCCCGCCGAAGAAGAUCACUCCGGACGAGUUGAGCAAAAGAACCGGAACUCUGUACUGGAAACUCGACACUCUUGACCAGGUCGCGCUGGCAAAAAGACUGACCACUCUGAAGCUGGAGCACAACUUCAAGAAGGAGGACAUUUUCACUUUGGACGCAGAGACCACCGCCAACUUUGACGACAAGAUCGAGGAGCUGUUCGAGGAGUCGUCGGUUCCGUACGAGCAAGCGAGAAUGAUCAUCGAGGGAUCCGCCUACUACGAUGUCGAGGACAAGAACGGACAGUGGGUGCGCAUCUUCUGCGAGUACGGAGAUCUCAUUCUGAUUCCGGCCAACACGUGCUUCAGAUUCACCACAACUCCAAAGGUUUGAACUUGAACUGCUGGAAAUGUUCGCUCACUCACAUUCCGUUCAUUUUCAGAAUUUCGUGAAGAUGCGUCGUUUCUACAAGGAUGACGCCACCGACUAA
Molecule: messenger RNA, 2599 nt
Organism: Caenorhabditis sp. 36 PRJEB53466
Lineage: Eukaryota; Metazoa; Nematoda; Chromadorea; Rhabditida; Rhabditidae
Source: the annotation of a GenBank genome assembly